GAGAGGGAGAGAGAGAGAGAGAAUCAAUAAUCUAAAAUCUCAAUAUAAAGAGGUGUGCGUGCGUUAUGUUCUGCACGUUGCUGUAACGGGGCACAGAAAAGACUUUCUUAUUUUCACAAUUUUAUUGAUGCUUCCUGAUUUUUUUUUUAUUUAUUAUUUUUUUUUAUCGGAAGAUAAAAGGUCGACUGACAUUAUCAUCUCACCCAUCUUUUAACGAGGAUUUGGAAACAUUAGGCUGCGUAUAUAUUCUCUGCCGGUUGUCCUGAAAUAAGUUAAAAAGUAGGCCUAUUUAUACAUCAGCUACUUGUAAUUAAAAACACGAAUAAGUAUAGGUGAGGAAAAAAGAAAGCGUGCGUAAAGAGAUCAAGGGGAAGGAGUGGGAGAAAAGGUGUGUAUAGCCUAUGUGUGUUUUAAAGAAAGAAGGUAUGAAUUCCUAUUUUACGAACCCGUCGCUCUCGUGCCAUUUAAACGGCGGUCAAGAGGUUCUGCCCAAUGUUACACUCAGCUCGACAAACUAUGACCCGGUGCGACACUUCUCGCCAUAUGGCGCUGCCGUGGCCCCAAACCGGAUAUACUCCAAUCCAUUCUAUUCAACACAAGAAAACGUUAUGUUCGGGUCCGGCCGAGGACCGUACGAGUAUGGAUCAAAUGUGUUCUACCAGGACAAGGAUGUGCUUCCAAGUUGCAGACAAAGCCUUGGGCAAACACAGGGUUCAAUGACCCAGGAUUACGCUUCAGACCAAGGCAAGACUCUGUCUCAGGAACCCAAAGGAAGUAUUCAAAUAUAUCCGUGGAUGCAGCGGAUGAACUCGCACAGUGGAGUUGGCUAUGGCUCUGACAGACGGCGAGGUCGCCAAAUCUAUUCGCGAUACCAAACUUUAGAACUAGAGAAGGAAUUCCAUUACAAUCGUUAUUUGACAAGACGCAGACGAAUAGAGAUUGCCAAUGCGUUGUGUCUGUCGGAACGCCAGAUUAAAAUUUGGUUUCAGAACCGCCGCAUGAAGUGGAAGAAGGAGAGCAACCUCACAUCCACCCUGAAUGACUGUGGCUCUAUAGGGGCUGGCCAGGACACGGACAAAGAAGAAGAAGGGGAAACCGGAAGAAAAAAAGAACAUAACUAACGGCCUUAACACCUCUGAAAUAAUGUUCCACUACAUGACAACUAGGCUACCUAUCGAACUUUCAUAAUUUGCACAGUUUAUUAACACCAAAAACUGUUAUCUUUCAAGUAGAUGCGAUGCGUGCCUCUGCUAUUCCCAAAACUGUGGAAACGUUUAUUUUCCAGAAAUGACAUUCUUACAUAUAUACUGUUAAAAACAGACAGCUACAACAUAUUUUCCUUCAGUGUAUUUUGAUUUGCUCUUGGGACAUUCUAAAAACCAUCUUAUUUAUAAUAAUAUCUUGGAUACUGAGAAGUUCAUAAGAGGCUGUGGAUGCAUUUGACCAAUUGACGGGAAAUUUCAAGUAUUGCGCCACAAUAAUUUAUUGUGCAUUAUAUCAUUAACUGUUAAACAGAUACAUUGAGUGCAUUGUAAAUGUUUGUAAAUAUUUUACAUCCAAAUACUUUUGUCUAACAUUUGUGUAGCUUUGCUACAAUGCUGUUUUAUGCAUUUAUUUUCUUUGUGCUACAUUCUGUAGAAACCACACGGUGUGAAAAACGUAUUCUCAGAUCAUUUUUCAAACUUUAGAAUAUUAGCUAACAAACUUAAUGGACACAGUGUUUGAAAACAACGCAAA
Messenger RNA from Carassius auratus (goldfish), 1737 nucleotides. It is a transcript of the gene hoxc6b, whose product is annotated as homeobox C6b. Gene Ontology annotation, cellular component: nucleus. Lineage: Eukaryota; Metazoa; Chordata; Actinopteri; Cypriniformes; Cyprinidae. The coding region runs from base 402 to 1121 and encodes 239 amino acids. The transcript has 2 exons. Gene Ontology annotation, molecular function: RNA polymerase II cis-regulatory region sequence-specific DNA binding; DNA-binding transcription factor activity, RNA polymerase II-specific. The record is from RefSeq and is a predicted model, not a curated record. Gene Ontology annotation, biological process: regulation of transcription by RNA polymerase II; anterior/posterior pattern specification.